Ostreococcus lucimarinus CCE9901 is the source of this 834-nucleotide messenger RNA. RefSeq names its product MC family transporter: uncoupling protein. The transcript has a single exon. Lineage: Eukaryota; Viridiplantae; Chlorophyta; Mamiellophyceae; Mamiellales; Bathycoccaceae. Bases 1 to 834 code for a protein of 277 amino acids. The record is from RefSeq and is a predicted model, not a curated record.
AUGUGCGCGACGACGGUGACGAACCCGCUGGACGUGAUCAAGGUGCGCAUGCAGACGAGCGCGCGAAGGCGCGCGGGCGCGCUCGUGGGGACGGCGCUCGACGUCGGGCGAAGGGAGGGACUGGGGACGUUUUGGCGAGGGAUUUCGCCGGCGCUGACGCGCGCGGCGCUGUACGGGGGGUGCCGAUUGGGGCUGUACGAUCCGAUGCUGCGAGUGGUGGCGCCCGCGGUGGAGCGCGAGCGCGAGGGCGCGCCGAGGGUGGCGACGAGACUGCUCGCGGGGGCGGCGAGCGGAGCGUUCGCGGCGGCGGCGCUGAAUCCAACGGAAUUGCUCAAGACGCGCAUGCAGACCGAGGCGGGGGCGUCGACGACGUUGGUGGGACACUUGCGAGCGGUCGUGCGCGAGGGCGGCGUGGGUGGGCUUUGGCGCGGGAGCGGGUUGGCGAUGAUGAGGUCCGCGGUGCUCACGGCGACGCAGGUGGCGACGUACGGGGAGGUGAAACGUCGCGUCGUCGACCUCGGGCUCGUCGACGCCGACGGCGCGAAGUGGCGAUUGCACUUCGCGGUGGCGAUGUUGACGGGGGUGGUGACGACGGCGACGACGAAUCCAGUGGAUAUGCUGAAGACGCGGCUGUACGUCGCGAACGCUGCGGCAAGCGGCGGCGCGAACGCGCCGACGGUCAGAGGCACGCUCGUCGACGUUCUCGCUCGGUACGGCCCGUUUGGAUUAUUUAGGGGCUUCAGCGCGAAUUACAUGCGACUCGGACCGCAAACAGUGGUGACGUUCGUCGUCGCCGAAUAUUUGCGCGAGCGUUUCGGUAUGAGCGCUCUGUAG